AUGUCGCGGAGCUCGCAGGGCGGGCGACCCGGCAGGUCCCCGCUGCCCCGCGGGGCCAGCCCCGGGCCCGCCGCCGCCCCGCUGCCGCCGCCCCCGCUGCCCCUGCAGCCCCCCUUCGGCCCCGGCGGGGCCAGCCCGGGCCCCAGCGGGCCGGCAGAGCUCAAGCCGGUUCGGCGCUUCAUUCCGGACUCGUGGAAGAACUUCUUCAAAGGGAGACGCCAUCCCGGCUCCAGCUGGGAUAGCACGGCCUCCGACAUCAGGUACAUCUCGGACGGGGUCGAGUGCUCCCCGCCUGCCUCUCCCGCCCCGCUGCAACCGGGGACCAGGACGGUGCCCGGCUCCUACACCGACCCAUUCGGAGGGUCGGGCGGGAGCUACAACUCUCGGAAGGAGGCCGAGGCCAUGCUGCCCUCCGGAGAGCCCUCGGGCUCGCUGGAUCGCCGCGGCGGCACUGGGCAGACUUACAGCGAGCGAGUGGAGGAGUACCACCUGCGGUACGCCUACAUGAAGUCCUGGGCAGGGCUGCUCAGGAUCCUCGGCGUGGCCGAGCUGCUGCUUGGCGCCGCCGUGUUCGCCUGUGUCACCGCCUACGUACACAAGGACAACGAGUGGUACAACAUGUUCGGGUACUCGCAGCCCUACGGAUACGGGGCGGGCAGCGCCUACGGAGGAUACUCCUACAGCGGGCCCAAAACGCCUUUCAUCCUUGUGGUGGCGGGAAUGGCGUGGAUCGUCACCAUAGUGCUGCUCGUGCUGGGCAUGUCCAUGUACUACCGAACUAUCCUCCUCGAUUCCAACUGGUGGCCUCUGACCGAGUUUGGGAUCAAUGUGGCCUUGUUCAUCCUGUACAUGUCGGCUGCCAUAGUAUAUGUAAACGAUACCAACCGAGGUGGGCUCUGCUAUUACCAGUUGUUUAAGACACCGAUAAAUGCGGCUUUUUGCCGUGUGGAGGGCGGUCAGACUGCGGCGAUCAUCUUCUUGUUUGUCACGGUGAUCCUCUAUCUAAUUAGUGCGGUGGUUUGCCUAAAGUUGUGGAGGCACGAAGGGGCCAGGAGGCACAGGGAAUUAAUGGAACAGGAGAUGAAAACGCAAUCCUCUUUUCCAGAAAAGAAGUAUGAAGGUGAUGACAGACCAAGGGAAGAAGUCAGUUACAGGCAGCUAAAAUCACUGGAAAGAAAACCAGAGCUACUUAAUGGUCAUAUACCUGCAGGCCACAUUCCUAAACCUAUAGUGAUGCCAGACUACUUAGCGAAAUACCCUGUAAUUCAAACAAAUGAAAUGAGAGACCGGUACAAAGCAGUAUUCAAUGAUCAGUUUGCUGAGUAUAAAGAACUGUCUAUGGAAGUUAAUGCUGUAUUAAGAAAGUUUGAUGAGCUGGACGCAUUGCUGAAACAGCUUCCACACCAUCCUGAAAGCAUAUAUGAACAGGAAAGGAUAUUAAAAGUUCUGCAGGAAUACAAGAAGAAGAAAAACGAUCCUGCAUUUCUGGAGAAAAAGGAGCGUUGUGAAUAUCUGAAGAAUAAGCUUUCUCACAUAAAACAACGAAUUCAGGACUAUGAUAAAGUUAUGAAUUGGAAUGUAGAAACCUAG
This is a messenger RNA of Agelaius phoeniceus (red-winged blackbird), 1590 nucleotides long. It is a transcript of the gene MARVELD2, whose product is annotated as MARVEL domain containing 2. NCBI's taxonomy places the organism in Eukaryota, Metazoa, Chordata, Aves, Passeriformes, Icteridae. The record is from RefSeq and is a predicted model, not a curated record. Gene Ontology annotation, cellular component: cytoplasmic vesicle; bicellular tight junction; apical plasma membrane. Gene Ontology annotation, biological process: bicellular tight junction assembly.